CAUCGUGUCUGGGAGCAGAAAGGGCUCAUGAGCGCCGCACUCCUGGUGGGCUACAGCAGCAGCAGUGGCUCAGAAGGCGAGGAUGGGUCCGAGCCCGGUGAAGAGCUCAAGGAGGGCGGCAGUCGUGGUUAUCAGGGAGUGAUCGUGGGUGAAGAUGAAUGCGUGUGCUGCCUCUUUGCGCUCCUGCAGAUGCCCUCCUCCUCCACCUCGGCUGCCCAUUCCAGACAGCGUCUUGAACAUGUUUCCAGAUCCAGAAGACGGGCUUGUGGAUGAUGUUGAAAAACACGGUGGCAGAAAACGCACCUUCCCCCACGAAAGGGGUAUCUGGGCCACCCACGUCUGGGUGCCCUAUGAAGCCAAGGAAGAGUUUUUUGACCUGCUUGACCUCCUCAUGACCCAGGCCCAGAAGGUCCUGCCCCGGCUAGUAAAGAUGGAGGAGUUCCACGUCAGUCUGUCCCAGAGCGUGGUCCUGCGCUACCACUGGAUCACUCCCUUCGUGCAGUCUCUGAAGAGCAGAGUGGCCUCCUUCCACAGGUUCUUGUACACAGCCAACCUGGUGAAGGUUUACACAAAUCAAGAGAAGACAAGGACCUUCAUUGGGUUAGAGGUCACUGUGGGGCACACUCAGUUCCUAGACUUGGUGUCGGAAGUAGACAGAGUAAUGGAGGAAUUUGACCUGGCAACUUUCUACAAGGAGCCUUCCUUCCACGUCAGCCUGGCCUGGUGUGUUGGAGAUGUGAGGUCCCAGCUAAAGGAGCGGGUCAUCCAGGAGCUUCAGGAAAUAGUGGACGGCUUUGAAGACUCAGCUCCACUGCUGCGCGUGCAGGCCGAACAGGUCCGGUGCAAGUCUGGGAACAAGUUCUUCUCUUUCCCAUUAAAAUGAGAGUGAGCGAGUGAGCAAGGGAUGGGCCUUUGGCCCAUGAUCCUCCUGCCUGCACCCACUGGACAACAAGCCUUCCUCUGCCGGAGGAAGAGGGAAUUCUAGUAGAGCCGUGACCUCAGCCUUAUGAUUCCUAGCCCAUCCCAGCGGUGGGGCGAGGGCCCACCGAACCCUGUCAGUGCCUAACUGGAGAGCCCCAGUUAUGGCCAUUGGAGGCACUGUCUGCCCAGGCCCUGGGCCCAGCUCCUCUCCCUCCUCAGAGGGUUUUGAGUACAUCUAACCGGGUGGCUGCGGGGUGGUCAUUUCCACAAGAUAACCAGUAGAGGGCAGGGCAGACUGUGAUUUCUGCCUGGGCCACCCAUCCCAGCUGGGAAAUCUUUGGGGUCACUCGGUGAGCCCACCCACGCUUAGCCAGAGUGCUCUGUGCACACGGUCCUCUGGCCAGGCACUCCUUCAGGUGCACACCCUUCCUCAUCGCCUUCAGCUGUGCCUAUGUUUUUGCACCGUUGGCCUGGGACCAAAAGCUGAAGAACCCUUUCUACACCUCCUCCCGCUCCUGCCCUGCCUGGCCAGGUGUCUUCAGGCCAUGUCCCUGCCCUUCUCAGUGACUUCUCGGUUCUUGCCCUUGGUCCCACCCAGGCCUAGCCUGAGAUGCAGUUCUGCACCAGUGUCCUCUAGCACCCCCCCUCAUACUCUCCCAUGAGCCUCACCAGUUGCCAGGGGAAAACUCGGCCAGAUGCUUCUUGCAGGCUUGGCUGUCUGGGAAGAGCUGUGCCCAUUUCCAAACUCCCCAGCCUCUGGCUUCCCACAUUUAUGUUUUUAAAAAAUAGGAAACGAACCUUUCUCCCAGAGGCCCCUCUCCUGGAUGCUUUGUCUCCAUUUGCCCCUUUCUGCCUGACAAGCAACAAGGACAUUUCGCAGGAAAGUGUCCAGGGCCAGUUGGGGAAAAAAUCCUUUUAUUUUUCCUUCAGGCCUUCACUGCAGUUUGUUUGUUUGUUUGUUUGAAGUGGGUUGUCCUGAACAAACCCAGCUGCCACCUGCCUUUCUGGUACUAGAUAAUGAGACUUUAUAUGGAUA
Dromiciops gliroides (monito del monte) is the source of this 1957-nucleotide messenger RNA. It is a transcript of the gene USB1, whose product is annotated as U6 snRNA biogenesis phosphodiesterase 1. Gene Ontology annotation, biological process: U6 snRNA 3'-end processing. NCBI's taxonomy places the organism in Eukaryota, Metazoa, Chordata, Mammalia, Microbiotheria, Microbiotheriidae. The record is from RefSeq and is a predicted model, not a curated record. Gene Ontology annotation, cellular component: nucleus. The transcript is spliced from 7 exons. Bases 155 to 883 code for a protein of 242 amino acids. Gene Ontology annotation, molecular function: 3'-5'-RNA exonuclease activity.